AUAUUUGUAUUUAACUGCAGAAAGCUCAAUCUUCUUUUCACCCAAACCACGUAUUGCAGGAAAUAAAAAAAGGGGGAUUAUGGUACGGUUCACCGUCGAGCUUGUAUUUACCAUCGAAAACUAUGGAUGCGAACAGUUUCGUACACCAGAAUUUAGUUUAAUCUUGCACAAUCUGGCGAAAACUUAGGAACCUUGUUUAGUGUAAAAGGGAAUUUCUCUGGUGAACAGUUAAGGGACGCAUUUCGCGUAUAUUUUGAGUAUGUUCAUGAAAUAGGGAAGAAGAGAUAACUGUGGAUUGCUUCGUCUGUCGUUCACCAACACCGCCCCCUCUCCGUCGUUCUUGAAAACGCAUGGAGAAAGGGAGAUAAUCGUAAAUAAAAUUGAUUGAAGUGUGUGUAUGUGUGUGUUUACGUCUGUGUGUGUGUGUGUGUGUGUCCCGGUCUUUGUGCGAUGUCGGUUUACACCAAGUAAUAAACACGACCGUUUCUCUAAGCAAUGGUCAGUUUCUAUCGGCAAACUUCCGAUUUCCUCUGUAAUCAGAUUUUCAGCAGACCAUUCGAUGUUUUCCUUGUAAAGAUGAUCGGUUUUCUUCUCCGUAAGAUCUACAAUUUCCUCAUGAAAGCCCCUCGGGAACUACUGAUGCAAAAACAUGUAGUGUUGCCUCCCAUGGACGUUAAAGUUGUCUGUACACACUCUGAAUGGAAUUCUGUUUAUCGCACACUUUUGGAACAGUGUGAAAGCAUCCCGGUGCUGGGAUUAGAUGCUGAAUGGAUUAGUAGAUUUGGUCGGAGAUAUCCUGUAUCCUUGCUACAAUUAGCAGGUAAAGAUGGCCUUUGUGUUCUCAUUAGACUGAACUUGUUGCCAAAACCUUUCCCAGCUUCGUUAAAAAGUUUGUUGGCUGAUUCAAGCUGGUGCGCCAUCAAUGACACAAGGAGUGAUGUUGAGUGGUUGACAUCAGCAAGCUCUCCUCUAAUUAACCUUGAUGUAACUCACAGUCAAGAUGAAAAGCCUCAAGACAAAUCUGCUUUCAAGAAAAAGGACAGUCUCAGAGCUCACAGCCUCAGAGCUUACAACCUGCGUCGCAAUCCACUUUAUGACAACUGCCAGCUUCUGGCACCCGACAACCAAAUAUUGUGUACCUGUGAUUCCCGUAAAGCUAAAUGGUACCUUCACAAAGGACUUGGAGAACUGGUCAGUGAGAAUCCUUUGGUCAUCCGGCUGAACUUUGAACCCUCUGGGAGGCCACUCAACGAUGAAGGUUAUUAUCAACAGGAGAAGGAGAACAUAUGCGUUGUUUGUGGAAAACCAGAGAAUUACCUCCGGAAGAAUAUCAUUCCCCAUGAGUAUCGCAAGUAUUUUCCUUCCAUAAUGAAAGACCAUGUGUCACACGAUAUUCUCCUCAUGUGUCCUACAUGUCACCAGAAGGCCUGCCUCAGUGAUGUCACUCUCCGGCAGAAACUGGCUGAGGAAUGUGAUGCCCCUUUGACCGCUGGUACUGUCAACAAAUCUCUUAUUGAUGUCGACUUGGCUAAGAUACGGUCAGCUGCUAAAGCGUUAAUGACAAAGAGUCACAAAAUUCCUGACAAUCGGCUAAAAGAGUUGCAUGAAUUCCUGAAGAGAAGUCUUGGAGUGGAGGAACUGACCGUAGAUGUUCUAGAGAAAUCGGUCAAUAUGGAUGUCAAGAUCAAUAAUCCUGAUUACAGUCCGCAUGGGCACCAGGUCAUUGAAUACAUGAGACGGAAGAAGCAACUGCUAGAAUUCCAGCUACGAUGGCGCCAGCAUUUCAUCGAUACAAUGAAACCCGCUUAUCUGCCGGUGAAAUGGGCAGUGGAUCACAACCAUAAACAUUUGGCCCCUCUUUUGGACGAAGAGAUCCCGAAAUUCACCAAAAAAAUGUCCAAGGCAAAAUCAUCAAAGUCAAGUGCAAAAUCAAAGUCUAAAAAAUAACUGCAACAUAAGCCACAGCAACAAAGCCAUGACACGAACUGCAUGAACACCACUUGGACUGCGAUUAAUCAGAAACAUCUACAGUUACGCCAUCAACUGUAACACUAACAGCAACAACAAUGAGAACCACAUAAUGGCAACAACAUUUUCAGUGCAGCUACAAUAUCUUAGUUCCAACCACAAAGAUACAAACCCACUGCUGACCCCAUCAUUGUGACCACCACCACCACCACCACCAUAAAUGCCUUCAUCAAAGAAUGUAAGCAACUAGAAAUAAUAAUAAUAAUAAUAAUAAUAAUAAUAAUAAAUGGCAAAAAUUAACUGAAA
This is a messenger RNA of Octopus bimaculoides (California two-spot octopus), 2274 nucleotides long. Its product is annotated as exonuclease 3'-5' domain-containing protein 2. The record is from RefSeq and is a predicted model, not a curated record. Gene Ontology annotation, biological process: nucleobase-containing compound metabolic process. Gene Ontology annotation, molecular function: 3'-5' exonuclease activity; nucleic acid binding. Gene Ontology annotation, cellular component: cytoplasm; nucleus. NCBI's taxonomy places the organism in Eukaryota, Metazoa, Mollusca, Cephalopoda, Octopoda, Octopodidae.